Molecule: messenger RNA, 2253 nt
Organism: Castor canadensis (American beaver)
Lineage: Eukaryota; Metazoa; Chordata; Mammalia; Rodentia; Castoridae
Gene: Znf668
Product: zinc finger protein 668
Biological process (GO): regulation of transcription by RNA polymerase II
Cellular component (GO): nucleus
Molecular function (GO): DNA-binding transcription activator activity, RNA polymerase II-specific; RNA polymerase II cis-regulatory region sequence-specific DNA binding
Source: RefSeq, a predicted model, not a curated record
GCUCCCUGAAAGACACUUCCCAGGACAGAUGGGGGAAGCUUCAUUAAAUUCACUCCACGCUAUUAAAAGAAGUGUGAGGUGCAAGCGGAUUUAGUGUCCCGGGUUCUGUCGGCGCGAGGAGCCGACGCCAACGCCACGGAGCCAGCCCAAGUAGGAUCAGAGAAGCCCGGCUUACCUAUGCUAUGGAGGUGGAGGCUGCAGAGGCCCGGUCCCCUGCCCCUGGCUACAAGCGCUCUGGCCGCCGCUAUAAAUGCUUGUCCUGUACCAAGACAUUUCCAAAUGCUCCUAGGGCAGCACGCCAUGCUGCCACUCAUACGCCUGCAGACUGCCCAGAGGAGGUGGCUGAUGUAAAGCCAAAGGCAGAUACAGAACCCAAGGCAGAGGAAGCCAUUGGGGACAAAGUGUCUGGUUCAGCAGCUAAGCCUCGGCCCUAUGCAUGCCCGCUGUGCCCCAAGGCAUACAAGACUGCACCGGAGCUGCGCAGCCAUGGGCGCAGUCACACAGGUGAGAAGCCUUUCCCAUGUCCAGAGUGCGGCCGCCGCUUCAUGCAACCCGUGUGCCUGCGAGUGCACCUGGCCUCCCAUGCUGGUGAGCUGCCCUUCCGAUGUGCACACUGCCCCAAGGCCUAUGGCGCACUCUCCAAGCUCAAGAUCCACCAACGCGGUCACACAGGCGAGCGGCCCUACGCCUGUGCAGACUGCGGCAAGAGCUUUGCGGAUCCUUCGGUGUUCCGCAAGCACAGGCGCACACACGCAGGCCUGCGGCCCUACGGCUGCGAGCGCUGUGGCAAGGCCUACGCCGAGCUCAAGGACCUACGCAACCAUGAGCGGUCCCACACCGGUGAGCGCCCCUUCCUCUGCUCCGAGUGUGGGAAAAGCUUCUCUCGCUCUUCGUCGCUCACAUGCCACCAGCGUAUCCACGCAGCACAGAAGCCCUAUCGCUGCCCGGCCUGCGGCAAGGGCUUCACGCAGCUCAGCUCCUACCAAAGCCAUGAGCGCACCCACUCCGGCGAGAAGCCUUUUCUGUGCCCUCGUUGUGGCCGCAUGUUCUCCGACCCGUCGAGCUUCCGCCGCCACCAGCGGGCGCACGAGGGCGUGAAGCCUUAUCGCUGCGAGAAGUGCGGCAAGGACUUCCGGCAGCCGGCCGACCUGGCCAUGCACCGGCGUGUACACACGGGAGACCGGCCCUUCAAGUGCCUGCAAUGUGACAAGACGUUUGUGGCAUCCUGGGACCUAAAGCGGCAUGCGUUGGUGCACUCGGGCCAGCGGCCCUUCCGCUGUGAGGAAUGCGGGCGAGCCUUCGCGGAGCGCGCCAGCCUCACCAAGCACAGCCGCGUGCACUCGGGCGAGCGCCCUUUCCACUGUAACGCCUGCGGCAAGUCCUUCGUGGUGUCAUCGAGCCUCAGGAAGCACGAGCGGACCCAUCGGAGCAGCGAGGCCACAGGGGCUGCCGCCCAACAGGAGCUGGUAGUAGGGCUGGCGCUACCCGUCGGCGUGGCUGGCGAGGGCUCUGCCGCCCCAGUGGCAGGUGCAGGGCUGGGGGACCCUCCAGCAGGGCUUCUAGGGUUGCCCCCAGAGUCAGGUGGUGUGAUGGCCACACAGUGGCAAGUGGUAGGUAUGACAGUGGAGCAUGUAGAAUGUCAGGAUGCCGGUGUCGAGGAGGCUCCUGGUCCUUUGGGGGGGUCAGGAGAGGUGAGGGGUGAGGAGGCUGACGAGAAGCCACCCCAGUUUGUAUGUCGUGAGUGCAAGGAGACCUUCUCCACGCUGACGUUGCUGCGCCGGCAUGAGCGCUCCCACCCGGAGCUCCGGCCCUUUCCGUGCACCCAGUGUGGCAAGAGCUUCUCAGACAGGGCAGGGCUGCGCAAGCACAGCCGUACGCACAGCUCUGUGCGCCCCUACGCCUGCCCGCACUGUCCCAAGGCUUUCUUGAGUGCCAGUGACCUGCGCAAGCAUGAGCGUACCCACCCUGCGCCCAUGGGUACCCCCACACCCCUGGAGCCCCUUGUGGCUUUGCUAGGAAUGCCUGAAGAGGGCCCAGCCUGAGCCCAUGACCCUCCACCACACUCCUUGGAGCCCAGUCCCUACUGGGUGGGUGGCUCCUGAGCCGCUUUGUGCCCCUGCUCACUCUUUAGACUCCAGCACCUGCCCUUGAGCACCUGGCUCACGAUCUCGCAGCUAAGAGCUGGGGACAGUGGGGGCUGGCAGCAGCUAUGAGACAGGGCUCUCAGAGCAAGUCAUUAAAGCGUUCACUCUG